AUGUGUAAGCUGGUGGGCGAGGGCGACGUCGCGGGCAUGAAAGCCUGGGUGAAAGCGGGCGGCGAUGUGAACCAAGAAUUUUUCGACAGUUUCGGCACACCGCAUCGCCUUUUGACGUUGGCGGCCACGGACGGAGACGCCGACAUGGUCCGCGUUCUACUCGCUCAAGGUGCAGAAAUCGACGGCCUUGAGGAGGGUCGCACGGCAUUGGCUACGGCCGUAGUCGCGUGCAUACAUCCGGCGUACGACACGACAGAAAUUGUCAAAGUCCUGAUUGAGGCGGGCGCGAGCGUUGACGAGAUAGUCCAUCAGCAUCCUUUUACACGUCGGGGCCAGGGUGAAAAGCCGCUGCUCUGCUCUGCUACUCAUCAGCCUGGGGUUCUGUGUGCCCUUCUGCGGGCGGGCGCGGACUCUCCGUCGCUCCACACGCGAGGGGGCGGCAACAUUGAAAAGUAUGUCAAGGAUGAAUUCGACGAUGCGAUAAAGUGGAUGACGUCGGGCGAGGGCGACGUUGACGCGCGCGCGGAAACUGCUAGGAAUUUAGAAAAGUCGGGGCACAUCCUCGCGGCCGUGCGCACCGGAGGGUCAUACACUCAUAGCCGCAGUGGCACGCAGUACGUCAUCGACGGCAUCGUCCAGGACGUCUAG
Messenger RNA from Pelagomonas calceolata, 648 nucleotides. Lineage: Eukaryota; Pelagophyceae; Pelagomonadales; Pelagomonadaceae. The record is from the annotation of a GenBank genome assembly.